Coccidioides posadasii C735 delta SOWgp is the source of this 3475-nucleotide messenger RNA. RefSeq lists its product as uncharacterized. The record is from RefSeq and is a predicted model, not a curated record. NCBI's taxonomy places the organism in Eukaryota, Fungi, Ascomycota, Eurotiomycetes, Onygenales, Onygenaceae. Gene Ontology annotation, molecular function: zinc ion binding.
ACGUAACACUGAUUUCCAUACAAAACAGCCGGAACCCUCGUCGCUGGUUGGCUCAUUCCGCUGAACUUUGCAUGAUUCCGACCCCCCUCAAGUUCCAUCUUCCCCCGGCAGAGCUUCACCUCUUCUUCCCUUCCUCGCCUUCCGCUCCAUUCUCCAUCAACCCCAUCUCGCACCCUUUACUGCAUCCAUCGAACCUCCACUCCAUCCUCCAUCGAAGCACCCCCGAAUUCAUUUGAUUUAUCAAGAUAACAUUCUUCCUCAGCAGUCUGCCUCAUCUUUCGACAGAUGCUCAGCUAGGACUCGGUCCCUCUGAAGCCCUUCUGCUCCAGGCUUCCGUUUUAUCGUCAGCCUUGUCCUUCUCUCAAAGAUAUUUCAGCUUUGUUAGGAAUCUUGAUAUCAGUCUUGAAUCAUGAAUAGAUCAGUGGGGCCCGACACCCUCAUCGCCAUCAAGGCCAACUACGAAGGUACCAAUCGACGCUUUAAGCUUCCCUUGAAGGACCUCGAAGCCUACACAUUUCCCCGAAAGAUCCGAGAAGUCCUUUCACUUUCCGUCGAUUCUAACAUCGUCAUCGAGCGCUAUUCAGACAGUGCUGCGAGAUGGGUGACUCUGAAUAGCAGUGAUACCGCUAUCUACAAGCAACUCUACCGGGCUGCCAAAGCCAAAACCAAGCUCAGGAUAAAGAUUACCGAAAGCAAACAAAAGCCCGAAUGUGUGUCAGAGCCAGAAUUACAACCAGCGCACGCCAACGAGAGUACGAUCUCUUCAACAGUUCACUCUGCUCGCGGCAGCUACCUGAACACUGUUCUGAAUGAUCCCCUGCCGAUCACAGACAGUGAUCAUGGCGCCUCAUUCAAGGAACGUAACCAUACCCCGGCGACUAAAGCUGCAGAAGAUAUUGAAAAGCCAACACGUGAACCAGAGGAUGCAUGGAAAACGGAUAGGGAAGGCAGGCUACACUUCAAUAACAGGACUAACGUCGCCGCGACCUUUUAUAUUGACUGUAACCACUGUGGAAACUCUAUCCCCAAUGCUCAUUGGCACUGCAGUAUUUGCGAAGAUGGUGACUAUGACCUGUGCCAACGCUGUAUUGACUCCGGACUUCUCUGUCCGGGUGAGGAUCACUGGCUCAUUAAGCGCUCUGUGAUUGAUGGAUUGGUCGUGAAUAGCACUACAGAGACCAUUGCCCCCAAAUCCCAAGAACAGGUGACAAAAGAAUUCGCCGAAGAGGUCGAGGAACCUGGGCUCGCGACUGUCGAGGAGGAAGCUGAACUCGAAGCUCCCGAUGCCCCCGAACCGGAACCCACGGUUGAGAUGCGUACAUGCAAUUCUUGCUUCCAAGACUUCGAGGAAGCGCAGCUCGUGACCUGCUUUGACUGCCAUGACUAUGAUCUUUGUUUCAGCUGCAUCAUCAACGAUGUCCAUGGCCACCAUCCUGGUCACUCUUUCUUCUUUACUCACGACGUUGGGACCUCAAGCGUCAAGGAUACUGUUGGACACCUCUGUGACCCAGGUCGUGGAGUACGCCACAUGGCCCUGUGCGAUGGGUGCGAUAAGCGAAUCCGUGGUGUACGCCACAAGUGUCUUGACUGCCCUGACUUCGACUUUUGUGGCGAAUGUGUCCAUGCUGCUCCGGCGACCCACCCAGGUCACCGGUUUGUUCCGCUCUAUGAGCCGAUUCCAGCUGCAAUUGACUCGUAUGAAGUCCACCACGGCGUCUAUUGUGACGGCCCACUCUGCCAAGGGAAAGGAGACAAUCUAUAUAUCACUGGCGACCGCUACAAAUGUGCCAUUUGCCAUGACACCGAUUUCUGCUCUCGCUGCGAGGCCCACCCUGACAAUACUCACAACCGCACUCACCCCCUACUAAAGUUCAAAACAGCUGUUCGCCAUGUCUCCAUCAGUACUAUGGGUGAGAACGACAGAGGGCAGCCGUUGCAGAGAAUGGGUGACCGCCCUAAUACGAAGACUUCGUUCACCGAACCUAUGGCCGUGGGUGUUUCUCACGCUGCAACCCAAGUACAAAAGACCAGUGACCUUCCUGCACCACGUCCACCAUCACCGCCCCUCCCUACCUUGAAGGGAGAGAAGGUGUCUUCUCCGGGCGACUUAGCUUCGUCAGGACAAUUGCAAGCACAGUUCAUGCGAGAUACUUAUCCGGAUGGAUUUGAAUUACCUCGUGACACCGUUUUUACUAAAACCUGGACCCUCCAGAACAGCGGCGCAGCUCCAUGGCCCCAGGGCUGCAGUGUUCGAUUUGCUGGUGGUGAUACAAUGUUCAACAUUGAUUCUGAUCACCCAACUAGUACGAGCGAGCUUAUUUCGGCAAUGGAAAGCAAUAAAAUUACCAAACCGGUUGCUCCGGGCGAUUCUGCUGAUUUCAGGUUGACUUUGAAGACUCCUCUCCGCGAGGGUCGAGCUAUUUCAUACUGGCGUCUUAAAACUCCCGAUGGAGCUCCUUUCGGUGAUCGAUUAUGGUGUGAUGUCGCUGUUGUGAGCGGAAGCAAAUACAUUACUAUUGAAGAGUCCGACAAGCCAGAGAAUGGAUCGGGUACGGAGUCAGCUCAUUGUGAAGAUGCGACGGGCUUUGAAGACAAGGCUGAGGAACCCCUUGCAGCCAGUGACAUGGUGUUCCCGAAGCUGGAGCGGGAGUCUCCUGAGAUGAGCAUCAGUGAUACAAAGACGACGUCAUCGGCGACAUGCUGGGAUGGCAGGGAGGACGAGCAUGACCUUGCCGACGAUGUUGAAAGCUUGACUAUGGACGAUGCAGACACUGACGGCUUCCUUACCGAUGAAGAGUACGAUAUCCUGGAUGCCAGCGACCAAGAGUUCCCCGUUGGAACCCAAAAGCAUGAACAGAAAUAAGCUCGAGGUCUUGAAUUGCUGUGCUUAAAUGGUAUGUAAUCCAUAACAUAACUGGUCCAUACAACCUUCGAGUUUCAUAUCUUCCAGAAUGACAACACAAAUCUAUGCCUCCGCAUAUGUUAUUAUCCUAUCUAUCCUUUUUCCUUCAUUCUUUGUGAGUUUUGUUCUGAGGGAGUUCGAUGGGAAAACCAUGACUUAUUGUGUCUUACAACCGAGGCUUUGUUCCUUUUUUAAACUACCUGCUCCUCCUCCACUCUACAGCGACCGGGCCUUGGGGGUGGAUAAAUGACUUGUGAGGGAGUUGGAAAUUAAAUUUUCACCCAACACCGGCGUGCUUUUUGGCUGUUUUAUCUAUUAUUUUCACCCUCUUGCAAUACUCCGGCCUUGAGAAUUACGUUCUUUCCACUCCGUUUACGACGACGAUGAUGUCUACAUCGGGGGAUCUGAUAUCUCGAGAGUUGUCUGAGAGAAGUCUGUUUAGUGGGACUGGGUAUAAUUGUUGCUAUCUGUCUUUUUAAGUAUCUCGGUAUUGCCGUCACUGUAUGGAGUAAUGCCAUCGUGUUCUUUUCUGUAUAAAUAACAUGAAAUGCGCCUCUGCAGCCGGCAGCUUUG